GAUUGGUAUCUUUUAUUUCCUGUACGCGCUUCAAGAUUUGAUUUCAUCUGACAGGUUUUCAGAGAGUCGCAUAUACUCGACGCAGAGGCAUCAUGGCUGACAAAGAGACUGAGGUUCCUGUGGUGGAUGACGAAGAUGAGACUGACCUGAACUACCAGCCCCCUGCCCAGAAGUCCCUGCAGGAGAUCCAGGAACUGGACAAGGACGAUGAGAGCCUGAACAAGUACAAGCAGACGCUGCUUGGAUCAGGGCCUGUGGUGGCAGAUCCAACCAUCCCGAACGUUCAGGUGACCAGAUUGACUCUGAUGUGUGACCAGGCCCCAGGACCAAUCACCAUGGACCUGACAGGUGACCUUGAAGCUUUGAAGAAACAGAGUUUUACCAUGAAGGAGGGAGUCGACUACAGGGUGAAGAUUCACUUCAAGGUCAACAGGGAGAUUGUGUCUGGGCUGAAGUACGUGCAUUUGACCUACAGGAAAGGACUCCGAGUUGACAAAUCUGUGUACAUGGUCGGGAGCUAUGGGCCGAGGUCAGAGGAGCACGAAUACCUCACUCCUGUGGAGGAGGCGCCGAAAGGCAUGAUUGUCCGAGGGAGUUACCACAUCAAGUCCUUCUUCACAGACGAUGACAAAACGGACCACCUGUCCUGGGAGUGGAACCUGCAUAUCAAAAAGGACUGGGAUGAAUAGAGAGAUGCUCUGUCUCUCUUUCUCCCGCCUCCACCUGCACAAUGACACGCUGUGUUUGUCACCAGUGCGCCGGGAGGCUAGGCUAAAGCUGCAAGAAAAAGAAGCAGGAUGAUUGAUUAAUUAAUUAAUUAUAUUCACUUAACUAAUUGCAAUGACGCAGAUGAAAAUGAUACAGAUACGCUUACAUAUUAAAUGCAAGGGAAGUUUUGGGGAAUGUACAAUGAUUUCCAAGAAUGUUAGAGAGGAGACUUGAUUCAUAAAAGAACAACGUGAUAAAGGUCUAAACACCAGAUAAAGUCCUUUCACCUGUACUCUCAGGUUUGUUGUUGUGUGUUUUAAACUGUAAAGUGUACAUACUCUGGUGUUACCCCUCUGUGCAUCUGUGGCCUUUAUAAAGGCCCCGUGGCCAUAACUGUGCAUGCUUCAGUGUGAAAAGACAGUGUCGUGGCUAUUCUCUUGUAACUUGUGAUCAGAACUUAGUGAGAACUAUGAGCCUACUCUGUUUUGUGGAGAUACAUAUUUUCUACCUGUAAUUCCCCAGACGAGUAUGUGUUGAUAUGAAAGCCUGUCAAAAAAAAAAAAAAGUUGCUUGUUCCACAGAUACGAUGAGGACCAUAGUCAAGUGCCAUCGCGUAACCAUCUCCAGAGAAAAUCAUGUUUUUUAUGACCGCUCUUCUUCCUCUUCAUUUCUCCGCCUUAUCGCUCUCUCCAUUUUUUUCCCAUCAGCCCUUGCAUUUGGCUAUUUUCCCUUUGUCUGACAUGAAUACCAC
Chanos chanos (milkfish) is the source of this 1459-nucleotide messenger RNA. It is a transcript of the gene arhgdig, whose product is annotated as Rho GDP dissociation inhibitor (GDI) gamma. Gene Ontology annotation, biological process: Rho protein signal transduction. Gene Ontology annotation, cellular component: membrane; cytoplasm; cytosol. The coding region runs from base 93 to 689 and encodes 198 amino acids. Gene Ontology annotation, molecular function: protein binding; Rho GDP-dissociation inhibitor activity. The record is from RefSeq and is a predicted model, not a curated record. NCBI's taxonomy places the organism in Eukaryota, Metazoa, Chordata, Actinopteri, Gonorynchiformes, Chanidae. The transcript is spliced from 6 exons.